Molecule: messenger RNA, 1116 nt
Organism: Capronia epimyces CBS 606.96
Lineage: Eukaryota; Fungi; Ascomycota; Eurotiomycetes; Chaetothyriales; Herpotrichiellaceae
Product: aminoglycoside phosphotransferase
Exons: 3
Coding region: 1-1116 (371 amino acids)
Biological process (GO): protein phosphorylation
Molecular function (GO): protein kinase activity
Source: RefSeq, a predicted model, not a curated record
AUGGCAGGGCCCGUACGACAACCCAUCGAUCUGGCCUCCUUGGAGCGCUACAUCGACAGCAAUGUUCCCCAGAUCAAGACUCCGCUGGAACUGAAGCAGUUCGGCUUCGGCCAAUCCAAUCCUACGUACCAGAUCACCGAUGCAACAGGCAAAAAAUAUGUCCUGCGCAAGAAGCCCCCGGGGAAGCUACUGUCCAAGACCGCACAUCAGGUAGAUCGGGAAUACAGGAUCAUCAACGCUCUCGGCCAGACCGACGUUCCUGUGCCGAAAGCAUAUGGCCUCUGUGAAGAUGACAGUGUCAUCGGCACCGCGUUUUAUAUCAUGGAAUUCUUGGACGGCCGAAUGAUAACUGAUCCUCAAUUCCCCGACGUCACCCCGCAAGAGAGGACGGAAAUGUGGCGCGACGCCGUGCGAACACUGGCCAAGUUUCACCGAGUCGAUUUCAACAAGGUUGGACUGGGCAAUUUUGGUCGUCACGGAGGCUUCUACGAUCGUCAGUUGAAGACAUUUGGCACAUUACAAAAGGCUCAGGCUGCCACUGAGGACGUCGACACCAAGAUUCCCGUAGGACAAAUACCUCAUUUUGAUGAAGUGGUCGACUUCUUCAAACAAAAGUCCACCCAGCCAAAAGACCGCGCAACCUUGAUUCACGGCGAUUACAAGAUCGACAACCUGGUCUUCCACAAAACCGAACCCCGCGUCAUUGGCAUUCUGGACUGGGAAAUGGCGACCAUCGGGCACCCUCUGUCGGAUUUCGUCAAUCUCACAUCACCCUGGGCCUGGGCGGGGCAAAAGACCGGGUCAGCCGUGGCAGAUAAAUCAAAUGAAUCCUUUGAGCCUGGACGUACCCCCGGGCUUCCCACCUUGGAUCAGGUGGUGCAGUGGUAUGCUCAAGAGUCGGGUUACGAUCCGAGGUCCGAACUCGCCUGGGGCACAGCCUUUGGAGGAUUUAGAGGGGGAAUUAUCAUGCAGGGUAUUGCUGCUAGGUAUGCUCGACGACAAGCCAGUGGCACGACUGCCAAACAAUAUGCUGCCCAGAUGGGCCCCUACGGCGAGUGGACAUAUGGAUUGGUCAAGAAGCUGAAGGAGUCGUCCGAAGGGAAGGCGAAGCUGUAA